AUGGAAUAUCAUUCUGAUGUAGGAAAUUUGGAUGAGGAUGGAUAUACUCAAUUAGACUUCAGCUCUCGAGGCAUCGCCAGGAGACAUCCAAUCUCAGAGAAAGGAACUUGUACUAGAUUUCCUCGUUGGUGUCUUAUUGCUGUGACCUUAGGAAUUUUAUGCUUGAUUAUGCUGGUGAUAACUGUGGUUCUGGGAACCGUGGCUCUUUGGAGAUCUAAUUCAGGGAGCAACCCAUUGGAGAACAUCAACUUUCCAUCAAGAAGUAAACAGAACCACAGCCAACCUACAAAACCAUCUUUAGAAGAGAAGGUGGAUCCUACCAUGGCUCUCGGGACUACAGGAGUUUCUCCCUACAGCCCUUGUCUCCCUAACUGGAUUUUAUAUGAGAAGAACUGUUAUUUAUUAAGAGCAUCACUGGAUUCCUGGGAUAGUAGUAGAGAACAAUGCUCUCAACUGGACUCUAGUCUUCUGAAGAUAGACAACUCAAAAGAACUGGAAUUCAUAAAGAGACAAGUGGCUUCCCAACCUAAUAAUUCAUUCUGGAUAGGGCUUUCUUACUAUCAGACGAAGAGGCAGUGGUUCUGGGAAGAUGGCUCAACAGUCUCUCCAAACUUGUUCCAAAUAAGAAACACUGUUAACCUGGAAAACUUACCUAAAGUUUGUGCAUGGAUACACUUGUCAGAGAUUUAUGAUCAACAUUGUAGUGUUCCUUCGUACAGUAUCUGUGAGAGAAACGUUGCAAAAUAA
Messenger RNA from Chrysochloris asiatica (Cape golden mole), 747 nucleotides. RefSeq names its product C-type lectin domain family 7, member A (gene CLEC7A). The record is from RefSeq and is a predicted model, not a curated record. Gene Ontology annotation, molecular function: pattern recognition receptor activity; (1->3)-beta-D-glucan binding. Bases 1 to 747 code for a protein of 248 amino acids. The transcript has 6 exons. Gene Ontology annotation, biological process: phagocytosis, recognition; detection of molecule of fungal origin; detection of fungus. Lineage: Eukaryota; Metazoa; Chordata; Mammalia; Afrosoricida; Chrysochloridae. Gene Ontology annotation, cellular component: cell surface.